GCGCCGCCGCGCGGUGAGACUCUGACGCGCGUCAGUCUUAUUUUGUGCCGCCGCCAUCUUGAGCAGAAUCCGGAUCAUCAUCACCAUCAUCUGACUGACAUCAAACAGAGCGCGAGCGCAGAGCAGCGAUGGCAACGGCACCUUACAACUACUCAUACAUCUUUAAAUACAUCAUCAUCGGGGACAUGGGUGUAGGAAAAUCAUGUUUACUUCAUCAGUUCACAGAGAAGAAAUUCAUGGCAGACUGUCCGCACACCAUUGGCGUGGAGUUCGGCACCAGAAUAAUCGAGGUGAGCGGUCAGAAGAUCAAACUGCAGAUCUGGGACACGGCUGGACAGGAGCGAUUCCGAGCCGUCACGCGCAGCUACUACAGAGGAGCGGCGGGAGCGCUGAUGGUUUAUGACAUCACCAGGAGAAGCACAUACAAUCAUCUGAGCAGCUGGCUCACGGACGCACGAAACCUCACCAACCCAAAUACUGUUAUCAUACUGAUAGGAAAUAAAGCAGAUCUUGAAGCCCAGCGAGAUGUGACGUAUGAAGAAGCCAAACAGUUUGCUGAAGAGAACGGUCUUCUGUUCCUGGAGGCCAGCGCUAAAACAGGUGAGAAUGUAGAGGACGCUUUCCUGGAAGCAGCCAAGAAGGUCUACCAGAACAUUCAGGACGGCAGUCUGGAUCUGAACGCAGCCGAGUCGGGCGUCCAGCAUAAACCGUCAGCGCCGCAGGGCGGUCGUCUCACCAGUGAGCCUCAGCCGCAGAGAGAAGGAUGCAGCUGUUAAUGCCAGACACAUUCCUCCUCCUCGUUACAUCAUCAUCAUCACACGUGACCACACGGGCGGGGGGAGGAAUCCCAGGCCGGGGCUUCAUUUCUUUCCGUGUCUUCACUUUCUCACUCUCCCCGUCAGUGUGACUGUUUUUUUCCCGUCAUGCACUAACUGUUGCUCAUGAGUCAGCUGAUAACCAGUCAGGUUAUUUAUAUUGAUUUUAUAACGCAAUAACAUCGUCACGUUCAUUCGUCUGUAAUGUGACUGACACAGAAGGCUGACUAGUUACACGGGCGUUCAGAACUGACUGACCCUCACAUGGGGGGUCAUCUGUGAGCCGCUACAUAACAAACACAGAAUAAUCCAUCAUCAACACUGAAGCGUGUCAGUUCUGUUACUUUUCUCAUGUUUGUGAAUGAAAGACACUUUAUGGAAAGAUGUGUUUUAUAAACGUCUGUCUGUGUGUGUGUGUGUGUGUGUGUGUGUGUGUGUGUAAAUCUCGUGAAGAGCGUCUAAAGUCACUCUAAAGACAAGAAAACAUGGAAAAUAGAAAUGAUAUUUUGCAUUGUGACAAUUUUCUUAACGCAUUCCCCCCUCCCAUAAUUCUCAUUACUGUAAAAUCACAGAUCUCUCAAUGAUUGUCAUACCAUGAAUAUCUUUGAAUUCAGUGUGAUGGCGAUUUCACAAUACUAAGUCUUUUUUUUUGUACGCAAAACCAUUUCUUCCUUUGAUUUGUGGGUGAAAUACAGUAUUAUCUGGACUGGUUCACCCAUCAACACGUUAACCUGAUUAUUAUUUGUAUUGCCUUAUGAUUAAUGUUAAUAUCACUAAAUGAUUUUUUCCAGCAGUCCGUCCGUCUGCUGUGAUGUCAGCUUGUAUAAUAACAGCGUGUGUGUGUGAUGUGACAUCUGCUGUAUAUAAAGCUCUAGAACUCUGAUGAUGAUGAUGCUGCUCGCUCGCUUGGAAAAUCUCUUACGGUGUAAAAUGCACAUGAACUCUUCUACCACAGAACGUCUCAUCAGUCGUGAGUUUUCAUUGGAAGACGAGGUGGUACAAACUGUCUGAAUGAACUCUUCUCACAUGAAAAAAAACAAACAAACACGUAGCCGA
Molecule: messenger RNA, 1871 nt
Organism: Triplophysa rosa
Lineage: Eukaryota; Metazoa; Chordata; Actinopteri; Cypriniformes; Nemacheilidae
Gene: rab14l
Product: RAB14, member RAS oncogene family, like
Exons: 8
Coding region: 129-776 (215 amino acids)
Biological process (GO): endocytic recycling; Golgi to endosome transport; phagosome maturation
Cellular component (GO): recycling endosome; phagocytic vesicle; Golgi apparatus
Molecular function (GO): GTP binding; GTPase activity
Source: RefSeq, a predicted model, not a curated record